CGACACUCGUGCGGCGCACUUCGGCCCGACGACAUCGGCCGCGUUCGUUGGACACGUGCGUUUCGGUACCCUUCGGAGCAACCCCCAUCGAGGAACGACGACACAGUCGCGCGCCACGAGGUCGUACACGAAUCAUCCCCUCGUUAAACGUUCCACGGUCACGGUUCUCUAAUUCGUGUUCUCCCCAUUUCUUCUCUCUUCUUGGUAUUUUUUUCGAUCCGUCGAUUUGUCAAAUUGAUUUUUUUUCGAGUGCCCUUCUCCCUCCCUCGCACAUCACGUGGCGUGACAAAAUACGUUUCAAAGUGACGAUGUGCAAACCUUAUCGCGACGGAGGGUGAGAAAGUGUGACGUCUAUAUGUAAAUUGUAUUUAAAGUGAGACACUGCGACACGGUGAUUCGUCUUGGUGAAGAGUUGAACCGGUUCCUCGAUGCGCCCUUCUCUGGAGGGCGCAGCCUGUACGCGGUGGGAAGUCGAGGACCUUUGACGAAAGCUCGCGGGACAGAGUACGAGCGAGCGGAGUUGCGGCGCUGAAUAGGCGUACCGGGAGCUGGAGACUACGCGGACGACACAAGUCUUUGACGAUCGACGACGACGGGGGACCAUGAAGAAAUCUUACCUCGUUUUCAUAUGCCUGCUGGGCCUCGUUGUGAGCGACAACAGCACGAUCGGCGACUCAGUCAUCGAAGACGCAUCGGAAGUCACAAACACAGGCAACAACCCUGACGCAGACUCGGGUGAACAGAGCGUAGCGUGGGGCGAAUGGUCGCCUUGGUCCAAGUGGUCCAGCUGCUCCAAGAGCUGCGGCGGCGGAAUUUCUCGACAGCAGAGGCGGUGCAGGAAGAAGCCUUGCAAAGGUAGACCGUGGAGCACGAAAUACAAGAUCUGCAGUCCCGAGCCCUGCGAGAAACCAACCGAUUUCCGUGCAGAGCAAUGCGCGGAGUUCGAUGAUGUUCCUUACAGCGGACAACUGCUCAAGUGGUAUCCGCAUUACGAUCCAUCGAGACCGUGCGCUUUGAUCUGUCGCGGGGAGCAGUCCCUGGAGGACACUGGGGACCAACUCAGAGAGGAAACGUCCGUCGAGAAAAUACUUCCUGGCGAGGCCACCGAGGCUCUGCAGCUCGACAGCGACGAGACCAUCGUGGUCCAACUCGCGGACAAAGUCAAGGAUGGCACCAAAUGUUACACCGAGGGCACGGACGUUUGCAUCGCUGGCGAGUGCAUGAAGGUCGGCUGCGACUUGCGAGUAGGUAGCAACAAGAACACGGACGCGUGCGGCGUGUGCGGUGGAAACGGAUCGAGCUGCCAAUCGCGAUACUCGUGGAGUUUGGAAUCGAUAUCAGCCUGCUCGAUAUCAUGCGGCGGAGGGUUCAAGCUAGCGAUGGCGGUGUGCAAGACCACAGAGAUAGACGAGAGCGUGGUGGACGACAGCUAUUGCGAUCCGGACACCAGGCCAGAGAAGACUCGGAUGCCGUGCAACACGCACCCCUGCACUGCAAAAUGGAUAACCGGCGACUGGAGUAUGUGCAGCGUUAGCUGUGGAGGUGGGUCCAGGACCAGAGCCAUUUUCUGCACCGAGGAGAAUGGCAAUGAGACUACAAAGCUUCCAGAUCACAAGUGCAGCAGCACGCACAAGCCACGCAACCAGGAGAGCUGCAACACCAUCUCCUGUCCCAUGUGGGAGACCAGUAAAUGGAGCGAGUGUUCCGUGACCUGUGGCACCGGCAUCAGAACGAGGACAAUCGAGUGCAGAGACGGGGUUGGUUCCAUCUCGAAGGACUGCGAUCCCUCCGAACGGCCCUACGCCAAACAGGAGUGCAAGACAAACAUCGUCUGUCCGAUAUUCGGCGACGAGAUGACGCAGCCACUGAUGCAACCGUACCCACCCCCGCCAGUGUCCGAGAAGCUGAUCGACCAGCCCAUCCCUUCGGAAUCCACGUUCAUCGCCGACGAAUGGUCGCCGUGCAGCGUCACCUGCGGCGAGGGCACCAGGCACCGCGACGUCCGUUGCAAGAUAUUCCUCGAGUUCAGUCGAACCAUCGCUAACCUGCCGGAUCGACAGUGCUCGGGCCCGAAACCGAGCAAAGUGGAGAAGUGCGUGAUGGAGCCGUGCAACAUGAUAGAGAACAGCCUGUCUUACGGUAUCGACACUGUUGGCGACAGUGGAUACGCCGAGCCCAGCUUGACGGACACCUACAGGUCCUCUGCAGGCAGUUCUGGCGGAAGUGGCUACGACGGAAGCAUCAAGGUCGCCCCAGGAAGCGACGUGCAGACCACCUACUCGUGGAAGCAGGCUGGUUACACACCUUGCACCGCCACUUGCCUUGGAGGUUUUCAGGAUCUGAUAAUAAAUUGCGUGCGGGACGACACGGGCAAAACCGUAAUGCCUCUGCUCUGCACCGCCGAAACCAAGCCGGAAGCCAGGACAAGGGUCUGCAACGAUCAUUCUUGCCCUCCAAGGUGGAAUUACAGCGAUUUCUCGCCGUGCAUGAGUUCGUGCGGGAUCGGUAUACAGACACGCGAAGUCACGUGCGUGCACGAGGUGACACGCAGCUCCACAGGUAAGAUACAGUCAGUGCCAAACCACAUGUGCCCGCAGCCGCAGCCAGCCGACAGACGAUAUUGCAACGUAUUGGAUUGCCCGAUUAAAUGGAGCACGGGAGAAUGGAGCAAGUGCUCGAAGCCCUGCAACGGGGGCGUGAAGAGGCGCAAAGUGGUCUGCGAACAAAUAAUGGCCCAAGGGCACAAGCAAAAUCGCGAGGAGCAUCAAUGCCCGCCUGAAAAGCCUGCCUCAGAGAAGCUCUGCAAUACCAAGUCGUGUCACAACAUGGACGCGGGUCCGUUGCCGAUUAUCUCCAGCCAAAAUACGACGUACAAUCAAACGGACCCAGCCGGAGAAGUGAACCUGAAGAUCGGAGGGGUGGCCAAGGUGUUCCAGGGCACGCUUUCGGUCAAGAUCCGUUGUCCUGUCAGGGAAUUCGACAAAUCGCAGAUCAAAUGGACCAAGGACAACAAGGAAUUAAGGAGAUCGAGGAAGUACAAGAUCAGCAGGAAGGGAGCGCUGAAGAUAAACCGCAUAACAGAAGCGGAUUCUGGUGUUUACGCGUGCAUAGCGGGUAGCUCGCACGCGGAGACGCAACUGAUAGUAAAAUUUCGCUCCAAGGAGCAGCUAAGCAGCGAGGAAUAUUUGCGACUUAGCAAUUCCGUCCAUCUUCAACGAAACGCCAACUUGGAUUCAGCGCCAGCGAAUUCUGGUGAAAGUCUUUACACCGAUCGGGCGGCCGCCUAUGGGAAUCGUUUCGCACCCAUCGACAGCGAAGAUUUGAGUCACGAGCGAGCGUUUACUAGCAAACCAACGACGAAGCCACACCAGAGGAAGCAAAAGACCAGCCCGACACCGCCAGAUUCCACACUCUUACGCAAAGAACACACCGUAACCUCGCAGAACCAGCCAGGAUACCACGAAUCCGUGGAAUCAACCGCAUCGUCAAGUGCCUCUGCUCUCAUACCGCACUUAACUUAUUUUAUAUCGAAUUUAAAGGAGUACUGGCCCUUCAAAAGCGAAGGUUCCUCAGGAAGGUCCCACAGGACCGCCCCAUUAACGUACAUCGACGACGUACGAAAAGAAGCAGUGGCGGCGAAACGCACCAUGCCAAACAGGACUUCCGGUCUGAGGUACCAGAACGUGGAGGAGAACUUGGACAGUUUGUACCGCAACACGGCCAUUCCAGACCAGAUCUUCGGGCCAGACGAGGAAAGGAUAUUCAUCGACGUCGAUGCCUACGACUUGGACGAGUCCGUGUACGAGCUCCAGCACAGCGAACCAGUGAAGAUCACACCUGUUGCUAGCAAAGACAAUCUAGCGACGCCUACGAUCUCCGACUACGUCGAGGAAUCGCUGAAGAACGUGAAGAGGCAAUGGCAAAAUACCCCAGACGCAAAGACCCACUGGAACUCCACUCUCAAGGAUCAAACGAAAGAUUUCAAAGCGGAGACCACGUCGGAUGGCGUCAGCUUGGGGGUGUAUCAUAUUCCAGACACCAGUUCCAACCAUGAAAGCUCCGAAAAAUCUCACAGGAUAGGGACCAAUCGAAGGAAUCACGACAGUUCUGAAAACCAACACGAACACGCUUACGCCACGAUGUCGUUGAAGGGAUUAGACGACGUUUCGGGGAAACCAGAUAAGGAAGAAGCGGUAUUGGACAGGACGGAAGAAAACGGGGAGAUGCUCGAAGAUGAAAUGAAGAAACGGAGGGUGACCGUGGAGAACGAUACCGUCAACGACGAUGUGGCUCGAACGAUGAGUUCCAAGGACCUGGAGGAAGAUGUCGGUGAUCUAGCGACCGAGGAUCGAGGGCUUACCGCGACGGAGAAGGAUCAGGAUUCGGCGGAGGACGAGAUUGAUUCUCGUGAAAGCUCCACCAAUGGAUGGACCGAGAAGACCAGCAAACCGGAUAUUAUGGCUACUACAACUAGGACGAACACUACCAUCGAUUCCAUUGGCGCGUCGCUUACGGUUAUAGACGCCAACGAGGACCUUCUGUUCGAGUGGGUGACGACGGACUGGUCCAAGUGCUCUCAAACCUGUGGAGGAAGCGGAUUUCAGAUGCGCGGAGCUCAGUGCACGGUGCGUUCGUCGAAACCAAUCGGAAACUCGACUCGAGUGGCGCCAAGAACGGUGAUAGGAGCAACGCUAUGCGAGGACGCUGGACAUCCGGUGCCUCAAAAGGUCAGACCAUGCGGAUUUGGAAAAUGUCCUCAAUGGCAUACCACGGAAUGGACCCCCUGCGAGACGUCCAGAUGUUUCAACUGGAAAACAGCGAUGCAGAGACGCGACGUCACCUGCCGUUUGGUCGACGACGAGGACAAUGGCCAGCAGAACGUCACCUUGCUGGAUCCCAACAAAUGCGACGACACUGCCAGACCUCUGCAGAGGCAGGAGUGCUACAACGACAUCUGCAAGGGCGUUUGGAGAGUUGGCGAAUGGUCCGAAUGUACAGCAUCCUGCGAGGAGGACGGCAUCAAGUACAGGAUUCUCCAGUGCGUGUGGUUCGGAACGAAGAAACCAGCUGGCAACGCGUGCAGGGACAUCCCACGACCACCUGUCAUGAAGACGUGCAGGGGUCCACCGUGUCCUCAAACGCCAGAGGACUGCAAGGACCACUCGCAGCUCUGCACCAGGGUGAAGACGAUGAACAUGUGCAGGGUGCCCCUUUACCAGAAGCAGUGCUGUCAAUCGUGCCGCUAGGUCAUCGGUAACAAUUGUUGCACGAAUGAUAACGUUAGGUCGAGAUGCGUCGAGAAUCGCGCGUGGGAAGUACCGCAGAUCGUGGCAACGAGUCCGAAGAUUACCUGUCCGAUUACCUGUGCGAAUCGAGCGAACAGGGAAAAGGGAAAGUUCAGCGUUCGAAUCUUCGAGCACGUUCGUCGCGUAACAGAAACAUUCAAGUGCGACCACAAAUUACUUUCGUUGGUAAUCGUCACUCAGUCCUUCCCCCCGCGUACCCUUUGCACUUCUCUGUAACACCGAACCAACGUACUCGCGUCUGAGCACCGAGACCUUCGUGCGCCCCCGCCCCUCCCCUCAAUAAGAAUCCGAUUCCUAAUUGUGUGCUAAUUAAAGCUAUAAUUUCCGAACGUGUGUAACCCGUUAGUUUGGCACCGUUCCUAAUUGCGCGCGUGACCCAGGGGAGAACGAGGGAAUUCCUGGCAUUCGUCCAACAAAAAAUAAAAGCUUAAAAAAAGAAAAAAAAGGGGGAAAAA
Messenger RNA from Hylaeus anthracinus, 5761 nucleotides. RefSeq names its product protein madd-4 (gene nolo). The record is from RefSeq and is a predicted model, not a curated record. The transcript is spliced from 24 exons. Lineage: Eukaryota; Metazoa; Arthropoda; Insecta; Hymenoptera; Colletidae. Gene Ontology annotation, molecular function: metalloendopeptidase activity. Gene Ontology annotation, biological process: extracellular matrix organization. Gene Ontology annotation, cellular component: extracellular matrix. Bases 603 to 5246 code for a protein of 1547 amino acids.